CAGAGGCGCGGAGGCUCCGAGAAAGAAGACGUGGAGGGAGGGACGGAGCCUGGACAGCGGUGGACCAGGGCCGCGCGCGCCAGGCAAAGCGCAACGCGCAGCAGGGGCCGGGCGCGGCGAGGGGAGGCACGGGUGCUCUCCGGCCGUCCAUGCACAGAGCGCCCUCUCCCACAGCGGAGCAGCCGCCCGACAGAGGGGAUAACACCCGCCGGACCCCGCAACCCAGACUCAAGGCCAGUGCCCCAACCAUGGCACUGCCUCGAACACUGGGUGAGCUGCAGCUAUAUCGGGUCCUGCAGCGUGCCAACCUCCUUUCCUACUACGAGACCUUCAUCCAGCAGGGAGGGGAUGAUGUGCAGCAGCUGUGCGAGGCGGGUGAGGAGGAGUUCCUGGAAAUCAUGGCACUUGUGGGCAUGGCCACCAAACCACUCCAUGUCCGACGUCUACAGAAAGCUCUGAGAGAAUGGGCCACCAACCCUGGGCUCUUCAGCCAACCGGUGCCUGCUGUACCUGUCUCCAGCAUCCCACUUUUCAAGAUCUCUGAGACGGCGGGAACUCGGAAAGGGAGCAUGAGCAAUGGGCAUGGCAGCCCAGGAGAGAAGGCGGGCAGUGCCCGAAGUUUCAGCCCCAAGAGUCCCCUUGAACUUGGAGAGAAGCUAUCACCACUAUCUGGAGGACCUGGGGCAGGGGAUCCCCGGAGCUGGCCAGGCCAGAGCACUCCAGAGUCUGAUGUUGGAGCAGGAGGAGAAGAGGAGGCUGGGUCUCCGCCUUUCUCCCCACCUGCAGGGGGAGGAGUCCCUGAGGGAGUUGGGGCUGGGGGGGUGGCUGCAGCUGGAACUGGGGGUGGUCCAGACCGCCUGGAGCCAGAGAUGGUCCGAAUGGUUGUGGAGAGUGUGGAAAGGAUCUUCCGGAGUUUCCCCAGGGGUGAUGCUGGGGAGGUCACAUCCUUGUUGAAGCUGAAUAAGAAGCUGGCACGGAGUGUGGGCCACAUCUUUGAGAUGGAUGAUAAUGACAGCCAAAAGGAAGAAGAGAUCCGAAAGUACAGCAUCAUCUAUGGCCGCUUGGAUUCCAAACGGCGGGAGGGCAAGCAACUCAGCUUGCAUGAGCUGACCAUCAAUGAAGCUGCUGCCCAGUUCUGCAUGAGGGACAACACGCUUUUACUGCGAAGGGUAGAACUUUUCUCACUGUCCCGCCAAGUUGCCCGAGAGAGCACCUAUCUUUCCUCCUUGAAGGGAUCCAGGCUUCACUCUGAAGAAUUAGGAGGCCCACCACUGAAGAAACUGAAACAAGAGGUUGGAGAACAGAGCCACACUGAGAUCCAGCAGCCUCCUCCAGGCCCUGAGUCCUACGCACCCCCAUACCGCCCCAGCCUAGAGGAGGACAGUGCCAGUCUGUCUGGGGAGAGCCUCGAUGGCCACUUGCAGGCUGUGGGGUCGUGCCCAAGGCUGACGCCGCCCCCUGCUGACCUGCCCCUGGCAUUGCCAGCCCAUGGGCUAUGGAGCCGCCACAUCCUGCAGCAGACACUGAUGGAUGAGGGGCUGCGGCUCGCCCGCCUCGUCUCCCAUGAUCGCGUGGGCCGCCUCAGCCCCUGUGUGCCUGCGAAGCCGCCUCUCGCAGAAUUCGAGGAAGGCUUAAUGGACCGAUGCCCAGCCCCAGGACCUCACCCAGCAUUGGUGGAGGGUCGCAGGAGCAGCGUCAAAGUGGAGGCCGAGGCCAGCCGGCAGUGAGCGUGACGGUGUCUCAGAUGCAAGACCCAGCCCCAUUCUCCGCCCUUGCACUCUUGUCACCACUGUGGAAGGAUCCUUCUGCUGCCCUUCUGCCUCUAUCUGCUCCAUGGACAUAGUACUGUGGGGCUUCAAGCAAUAACAAGCAGAGACCUGGCCAGAGGACAUAGGAGGGGGUGCAGGGUGCACCCUCACCCGGCUCAGGGGUGUGGACUUUGCCUCUAGCCUGUGGGGCUCUCUUCCCUCAUUCUGCAUACACCCAUUCUCCUGGUGGCCCCCAGUGGUGUGAACAGCUGGACGGAAGUAGGGAAUGAACUUCCCCAGGAAGGUCUAGCUGCUUACAGUAAAACCAUUUGCUCUGAGACUGGGGGGCCUGGGAAAACUGGGUCUCCCCUCCCCAUUCCCAUCCUCGUUUUUGUUUUUUGUUUUUGUUUUUUGUGCUUCUAGUUUGUUUCUUUAACAAGUGCUGCAGUUUGCCCACCCAUUCUCAUCUCCCGCCUCCUGGCAGUUCUCUCUUCACUGUGUGUGAGGGCGGCCCGCAGCUCCCUCCACCAGCCCCUUAGAGGCCUGGGUCGGACCCUGGGUCUCCUCAGGCCGGCCAGCAGGACUGCAGCACCUGUCGACCACUUAGAGCGUCUUUCUUUUCAGAUUGUGUACAGUAGAUUAUUUAUUUUGUUAUUUUGGAAUAAAAUUUAUUUUAUGGCUUAGGA
Meriones unguiculatus (Mongolian gerbil) is the source of this 2434-nucleotide messenger RNA. RefSeq names its product NGFI-A binding protein 2 (gene Nab2). Gene Ontology annotation, molecular function: transcription coregulator activity; transcription factor binding. The record is from RefSeq and is a predicted model, not a curated record. Gene Ontology annotation, cellular component: nucleus. Gene Ontology annotation, biological process: negative regulation of DNA-templated transcription. Bases 150 to 1727 code for a protein of 525 amino acids. The transcript is spliced from 7 exons. NCBI's taxonomy places the organism in Eukaryota, Metazoa, Chordata, Mammalia, Rodentia, Muridae.